Molecule: messenger RNA, 1215 nt
Organism: Penicillium lagena
Lineage: Eukaryota; Fungi; Ascomycota; Eurotiomycetes; Eurotiales; Aspergillaceae
Exons: 2
Coding region: 1-1215 (404 amino acids)
Source: RefSeq, a predicted model, not a curated record
AUGCGCUUCUUCGGCGUCCCUUUCUUUGUGGCCCUGCUGGGUUUGGCUGCGGCGGCCCCCAAGCCGAACAGGCGCGAGACGCAGCAUCAUACUUCCACCAAAGUCUCCUAUCAGACCGAACUAGCUGGCGAACCCUAUCAUGGCCAUGUCCCGACGGCUACUGUCAGACAUACUAAGACCCUGGCUCCGAUUAUUAUCAUUUAUACCGAACAUCCGACCGUUACCAAGACUCGGGCGGCGGUCACCCACACCAAGACUAAAAUCGUGAAAUCGACCACUUCAGUCACUGCUGCAGCCAACACUGAUACGGUUUGCGUUACAUCGACUGAAUUUGACACGACGACGAAGACUCGAACUCCGCCGGCGGUCACCAGUACCGUCUGCACGGACACCACCAUCACAACAACGACGACCUCGAACAUCCCGACUGUAUAUGGAUUCAUCCCCAUUAUCUCCACUCUCCCUACCCCCACUGCCGUCAAAAAAGAGAAAGAAGAGAAAAGGGAGCUGGUUCCUCUGGAGCGCCGCUCUCAAGGCUUUGACCACGCUGACUUCCGAUACCCUAAGUCUGUCAAGUGCACACAUGAAGUGGUGGUAGAAGUCAUCAUCAUCGAAAUCAUCAUCGGCCCUCCUAUCAUCAAGUGGCUGCCCGCCCAUACAACUACCGUCACCAAGACCGACCAUAUCUCUGUCACCAAGACCAUCGUCCCACCCGAUGUCUCGGCCACCGUCACCGACACCAUCACCUCGACCAUCUGCGUCGACACCACCUUGCCUGCCGUGACUGACACCGUCACCAGCACCAACACUGCCACCGCUUCGGCCGUGAGCACUGCCUACGACGCCUGUGCCACUAACAACAUUGCCAUCACUCCAUUCUCACACGAGUUCGGCGAUAUCGCUGGCGAUUACUUGGUGGAGCUUACGAUCCCCCACCAUGUCAGAGAUGUGACGCAGACACAGGCCAGCAGCGAUUCCCCCUACGACUGCUGUGUACUGUGUGCGCAGGAUAGCAGCUGUGUUCUAAGUGGUUACGAAGACGGCACAUGCUUUAUUUACAAUGCGGCAAGAUGCGUCCCGUCAGAGAACCAGCUUACGGGCUCUAUUUCACACCGUGGGAAGAGUGGUGUCGGCUUGUCGAACGGCGCCUCCCCGCCUCAAGAUAUUAGGGUUUGUUUUGGCCCGAAAACGUUGAACCCCGCGUUGAUAGUGUAG